Molecule: messenger RNA, 815 nt
Organism: Ectocarpus sp. CCAP 1310/34
Lineage: Eukaryota; Phaeophyceae; Ectocarpales; Ectocarpaceae
Source: the annotation of a GenBank genome assembly
CCCGUACAGCCACAACCUUGCCCACACUAGUCCGGCACACACGAGGCCACCACACGGGCCCAAGAGAUGAGUGCAGGCGUCAACGACCAUGUGGUCCUCAGCGGUGACAGCAUUGAGUGUGAGAGCGCACAACGUGUUGGCGUUGGAGCAAGCGGUCCGGCACAGCUCGGCCCACUCCCCUCCACUCCCGCCCUACCCUGCAUCCGAGAAGGCCAAACGGCUCUACCCUGCCUCCGAGAAGGCGAGCCCUCUCUCUUGGGCGAGGAAUUACUCGCACUAGACAACGCCCAGGGGUGCGAUGAACCAUGGGGUGACUGGGAGCAGCAGCAGCAGCUGCAGCAGCAGCUGAGGCAGGAGAGGUGCGAGAGUCAACAGCAGCAACAGCAACAGGCGGAGGAAGCUCGUCAACCCGUGCAGUCACGGGAUGACGACGCCUCCUCCUCCUCUCGAGAAAACCGGCCAAUGCUAGUGGACUCUGCUGGACUUGCUUGGUUGGCGGCAAGCAUUGGUCGGGGGCAGCCAGGUCCAAACGUACUGGAUUCGCUUUGGCGCUGCUGGUGACUGUGGACUCCGAGAACAAGACACGCAUCGUGGGCCAGGCUCUUCUGCGGAACGAGCGCACCGACUCUUUCAAGUUCGUGCUCGACCACUACAAGAAGCUGCGGCACGAUAUCCCUCCCAACGUAACUUUGUGAGGUUGUGGGUUUGUGAGGUUAUUGCCCCUGUUCUACGCACCGUUCGUUGUGACGAGAGAUCGCGGAUGGUAUGCAUACACCCGCGGUGAAAGAUAUAGCUACAUACACCGGAUUGAAGCU